Volvox carteri f. nagariensis is the source of this 951-nucleotide messenger RNA. RefSeq lists its product as uncharacterized. The annotation marks the transcript as partial. The transcript is spliced from 5 exons. Gene Ontology annotation, molecular function: ATP:3'-cytidine-cytidine-tRNA adenylyltransferase activity. The record is from RefSeq and is a predicted model, not a curated record. Lineage: Eukaryota; Viridiplantae; Chlorophyta; Chlorophyceae; Chlamydomonadales; Volvocaceae. Gene Ontology annotation, biological process: tRNA 3'-terminal CCA addition.
GUACGAAGUGCGCUGGCUACAAAGAUCAGUAAGGAGCGCGUCGGAACGGAACUUGAGGGGAUGUUCAACGGCCCCUCGCCCGUGGACGCUGUACGCUUGUUGCACCGGCUGGGCCUCUUCACGUCAGUCUUCGGACUACCGCCCUCCCUCCAAUCGCGACUUGGCAGCGCGUAUGGCGGGCCGUGCUGCACAUCCAUGGCAGCAGCGGACGGCAUCGCAUGUGCUCUGGGCCUGCAGAUGGACAAGGAAGAGCGACGCUUCCUGCUGCUGGCGGCCCUGCUGCUGCCGCUGCGCGACCUCCGUGCGCCGGCCGCCAAGGGCAAGCCGGUGCCCGCCACCGCAGCCCUCAUCCGUGACUCGAUCAAGUGGCGCGUCAAGGACAUUGAGAUGACUGGGGCGCUGCAUGAUGCGGCGGCGGAGCUGGCGGCCGCGCAUGCCGUACUGUCCAAGGGUGCCGCUGCCGGCAGCGUUGACGCGGCGCCGGGCCGCGAGCAGGAUGUCCGGGUAAUGCUUGGACAAGCAAUUCGCAAGCUAAAGCAGCACUGGAAGCUUGGCGUCGUCUUAGCACCGGUGGUUCUCAUGCGCGCGGCGGCACCGCUGGGCAAAGAUGCGGCCUCUAGUUCUGGGUCUGGAUCCGCGGGCGGCUCGGAGGACUCUACCGUAGACGGAGGCGGUGAGUUGUCGGAGGAGGCCGCCGCUGCGCGACUGGAAAUGGCUCGGGAGCUGCUGUCCGCGGUGGAGGCGUACGGUCUGGCAGAGUGCUGGUCUUGGAAGCCCCUCAUGGACGGAAAAAAGGUGAUGAGCCUGCUUGGCUGGUCCAAGCCUGGUCCCGAGCUAGGUCGGGUGAUGGCGGCAGUGGUGGACUGGCAGCUGAUCCACCCGGCAGGGACGCUGCAGGAAGCGGAGGAGAUGGUCAAGCAAAAGUACGGCGUGGGGCAACCAGAGGUCUGA